This is a messenger RNA of Brassica rapa (field mustard), 904 nucleotides long. RefSeq names its product GTP-binding protein SAR1B-like. Gene Ontology annotation, molecular function: GTP binding; GTPase activity. The record is from RefSeq and is a predicted model, not a curated record. NCBI's taxonomy places the organism in Eukaryota, Viridiplantae, Streptophyta, Magnoliopsida, Brassicales, Brassicaceae. Gene Ontology annotation, biological process: intracellular protein transport.
UUCUGGGCAUACAUACUUUUUCACAUUUGUCUUUCGAAUCCAGACAAGAUCUGAAUUUUUAUUUCAGUUUCUUCUGUGAGGAAGAAGAAUAAGGGAGGAGAAUCAUGUUUUUGUUCGAUUGGUUCUACGGUAUCUUGGCGUCGUUAGGGCUAUGGCAGAAAGAAGCGAAGAUCUUGUUUCUCGGACUCGACAAUGCUGGGAAGACCACGCUACUUCACAUGCUCAAAGACGAGAGAUUGGUUCAGCACCAGCCGACACAACAUCCAACGUCCGAGGAACUUAGCAUUGGCAAAAUCAAGUUCAAGGCUUUUGAUUUGGGUGGCCAUCAGAUUGCUCGUAGAGUUUGGAAAGAUUACUACGCCAAGGUUGAUGCAGUUGUCUACCUAGUGGAUGCUUACGACAAGGAGAGAUUUUCAGAGUCAAAGAAAGAGCUAGACGCUCUUCUCUCGGAUGAAGCCCUUGCAACUGUCCCGUUUCUGAUUCUCGGAAACAAGAUUGAUAUCCCUUACGCAGCCUCGGAGGACGAGCUUAGGUAUCACUUGGGUCUCACCAACUUCACCACCGGUAAGGGCAAAGUGACGACAGCUGGAGGAGAUUCUGGUGUUCGCCCACUCGAGGUCUUCAUGUGCAGCAUCGUCCGGAAAAUGGGAUAUGGCGAGGGAUUCAAGUGGCUCUCUCAGUACAUCAACUGAAGACAUCAUUAUCAUCAUGUCUGUCUUUUUUUUUUCUUAAUAUAAACCAAACUUAUGAACAUGUCUGAACAAAUUUGUCUUUUUCCGAGCUAAAAGCAUUUUUAUGAAUUGAGGGUGUCACACAUCCUUUGGUGGCUUGCUUCCUUGUUCAUGUCCCAGUCGACAUCUGUGUCAACUGCUUGUCUUUUAUUCAACAGUAUAUCUUUUUGCAU